Pseudonaja textilis is the source of this 2088-nucleotide messenger RNA. RefSeq names its product arf-GAP with dual PH domain-containing protein 1. NCBI's taxonomy places the organism in Eukaryota, Metazoa, Chordata, Lepidosauria, Squamata, Elapidae. Gene Ontology annotation, cellular component: cytoplasm; plasma membrane; intracellular membrane-bounded organelle. Gene Ontology annotation, molecular function: phosphatidylinositol-3,4,5-trisphosphate binding; GTPase activator activity; phosphatidylinositol bisphosphate binding. Gene Ontology annotation, biological process: positive regulation of GTPase activity. The record is from RefSeq and is a predicted model, not a curated record.
UAGCUGUAUUUCCCUUUAAGUUUACACCCACGGGGUUGGUCUCCUGAACUAUAGCACUCUGCUGUCACUUAAGCCUACUUAGUACCCUUCAGCCUGAACUUGCUUUGGAUUACAAAAGCAGUCUGUCAUUCAAGUUGCCAUGCGGGGACAUUGACUGUUGUUUUCCUGUCACUCUUCCCAUGCAAAAGAGAAAAGAAAGGAAAACCUACUUAUCUACAUAAAGUCUGAUCUCCUAUGCAUGUGGAGGAGAGAAAAAAAGGCCCUGGAGGCUUAAAAAGCAACUGAGAAAAAUGGCUGCAGAAGAUGGGAAGAAUACAAGCCUCCUCCAGGAAGUUUGGAAAAGAAAAGAAAAUGCCAUGUGUGCAGAUUGCGGGCAGCCUGAUCCUUGCUGGGUCUCCUGUACUUUGGGUACUUUCAUCUGCUGUGAGUGCUCAAAAAUACACUAUCAGAUCCCUAACAUAAGUGAAGUUAAAUCAGUAAAGAAGAACUUCUGGGAAGAAAGCCAGAUACAGUUUCUGGCCCAGCACGGGAAUGCACUGGCCAAAGCAACGUACGAGGCUCAUGUACCUGCUUAUUAUUACCGUCCAUCUUACAAUGACUGUCAAGUCCUGAGAGAGCAGUGGAUACGAGCCAAGUAUGAACGGAAGGAAUUCCUGGAGCCAAAGAAAGUUCCUUAUUCUAAUGGCCUGAAGGAAGGGAUCCUGUGGAAACGAGGCCGAGAUAAUGAGCUAUAUCAGCCACGCAGAUUUCUUCUGUCUGAGAAAGAGAGAUGUCUGAAAUAUUUUGUCAAACAGGAUGCAAAAGAACCCAAAAUAGAAGUUAAAAUCGACACUGUCAAUGCCAUGUUCCAGACAGAAAAAAUGAGGCAUUCCAAUGGUUUGCAGAUCACUUAUCUUAAACAUAACAAGACUCGCAACAUCUUUGUUUAUCACGAAGAUGGGAAGGAAAUUGUGGACUGGUUCAAUACAAUCCGUGCUGUAAAAUUCCACCACCUUAAAGUUGCCUUUCCCGGAGCUAGUGAUCAGGAGCUGAAAACCCGAUUGACAAGAAAUUUCCUAAGAGAAGGUUAUAUGGAAAAAACUGGACCCAAGCAAAAGGAAUGUUUCAAGAAGCGCUGGUUCAGUCUAGAUCACCGAAGGCUGAUGUACUUCAAAGAUCCUUUGGAUGCUUUUGCUAAAGGUGAGGUUUUCCUGGGCAAUGGGGAACAAGGAUAUAAUGUCAUAAAAGGACUGCCACAUGCCAUGCAGGGUAGGUUCACCUGGAAACAUGGCAUAAUUAUUGUAACUCCUGACCGCAAGUACAUCUUCACCUGUGAGACAGAGAAAGAGCAGGAGGAAUGGAAAUCUGUCUUCAGCCAUGUGAUGGAGCAGCCCAUGACGCCCCAGGAGUACGCAAUUGAAGCUAAUUUCAGGAUCAAACAUUAACAUCUCUGGGGAACAGUGAGUUGCUGCUAGUUUCUUGGUCUACAGUUUUUGGAUAACAAAGAAGAAAAGACAUUCUGGAGUCACAACAGCCUAUGCAUUCUCUCAGAGCUGGAAGAAGUGUUGAAAGAAACAAAAUCCAUCUAGACAGCCCUCUGCCAAAAUACUGCUGGACACCUGUCUCUCAAAAUCGCUUAUCAUUUUGAUCCUAAACGACACUUGGUAUGGAAAUAAGCAGCACAAAGACUGAUGUAAAGCAGCUGAUGGAUGCUACUGCCGUGCCCUACAAUAAAUUGAAUGGUUUGUUUUUUAUUGACCAAAAUGUUCAUAUUCCCAUUUUGUGCAACCACUGCUUGCUGCAGAUUGGCCACUAUUUGCUCUACUUGCUUGGUAUUAUGAUAGAAGCAAAGCAUAUUCUGAAACAAGAGGAAGGAUCAUUCGCCUGGAAAGUAAACUUUGCACACUUCAAAAAUGGCUUGGAAUUAUCUCAGUUUGUCUUUUUUAGGCUUCCAUGCAACCCUUGAAAUAUGUCUGUUUUAAUUGUUCGGUUGUGAUUUUUAAAGCAGCGGAAUCUUUUUUUUCCUCAUACACACACACAAAAAUAGCAGGAAGCUUUACUAAACAGUAAAGAAGUGAGGUAGGUGCAAGAUUCAUAGCACAUUUAUUU